GCAGCAAGUUCAGGCUUUUCCAUCACAGAGACAAAGCACUUUUUAUUCGCUGACAUCCACAGGAUGACUCUGAAGACUGAGGAUAUAUAUCACAAUAGCUCUUUUCCAUCUAUUCUGGAUUCCUAUCUGUAUUCUGAAGGCAUGGGAAAGGCAGCCUCCAUGGCCAAAGUUGUGACGCAGAUGAAAAAGCUGAGCGAGAGAAGAGUUCAGCGCCCUGUGUCUGCUGCCGAGCUGCAAAAAAAGACAGCUGUUCUUAAACAGCGCCAUCUCGCGGCGUACCGCCGGCUUCACCACGUGAAGGACAAAUUGUCCAACAGAUACGCCGAGCUGCUCACGGAGAAGGUUCAGAAACAGCGACUAGAGAUGAAACAGCACAACUCGGCUCCUUUAAAAAACGCAGGAAAACACAAUGGACAGAGCUCAAGAGGUCGGCCUUUCGAGGAGCUUGUUGGUUCAACCUGUAAAGAUAAUGCUGCGUUCCUCAAGUCUUUACCUAAGACACGUUACUACCUGAUCCUGGCGCUCCAGAGGCAACUGGCCCAGCGUGAUUGUGUUAAGGGAAGCAGGGAGCAGGAGGUAUUCAGGUCCUGGGUGAAUCAGAGCAAUACCACGCAACUAGAGCAACAAUUAAAGAAACUGGUGCUUUCCAGCAAGUCUGUUCCAGAACUAAAGUUAGAGGAUUUGCUAAAGAAGGAAGUAGAAGUCCUUCCAAAGAUACAGAUUUCCUGUGAUGGAAGUGACGAUCAGGAGGAACAUCAUGAAGUAUUCAUAGAGAGUGGAGGAGGAGAACAGGUCAGCGCUCCACUUCACCAGGGCAAACAAGUCCAGGAACAGGAUGAAUCUGAGCUAAGGAUUCCCAGUGUGUUCUUGCAAGAGUUACAGGUACCCAAGUUUUCCACUUUGCAGCCCAGUUUCUUGGAAGCACUCAAGACCAACCUUGUUCCCUUGCCACUUCUCAAAUCAAAAGCUGCAAGUGUAACUCAAUGCAAGUUACGUCUCAUGCACAGGCUUUCUCUUUACAACAUGGCACAGUCUCACAGUUUGCUUAUUAAAAAUGGACUGAUGCCGAAAUACGAUGAAGAAUCCACCAUCCAAGAUAUGUUGGAGCACGUAUGCCCAAAACUAGUCUUGACUGAAGAACUGGGACUUGUUGGUGAUUCUCCACUUCCAGCCCAGACACUAAAAGAUCACACAGAACCUGAAACCUCUGAAUGUUUUAAGCAGGAAAUGAAUCCACAAGCUGACCAGAUGACCAGGUCUGAACUGUUUGAAGAGCGGAGAGACGUCAUAAGUGAAAGGGUUCCCCUGACCAUGGAGGAUAUUCAUUCCCGUACCAUUAUACUGGGUAAAACUUUUGGCAAGCAAAUGUGGAGCAACUACACCUAGUGAAAUAAUUUCAGCCUUUGGGAUAUGAAGUUGUUGGAUCCUACAGAAGUAUUUUAUUCAAGUAUAGGAAUACAUUUUGCAGUAGUUUUCCAAUUUCAGAGCGUCAUAUCUAUUUUUUGGAUGGGUAACAGUGGAAAUGUAUUUUCUCUAUUUUCCUUAGUAAUAAAUAAUUAUUAAAUUAUUUUAUGACAAUGUUGCAUUUAGGUUUCAUGAUGUUUUUAAAUAAAGAUUUC
Molecule: messenger RNA, 1619 nt
Organism: Silurus meridionalis
Lineage: Eukaryota; Metazoa; Chordata; Actinopteri; Siluriformes; Siluridae
Exons: 14
Coding region: 64-1386 (440 amino acids)
Source: RefSeq, a predicted model, not a curated record